Monomorium pharaonis (pharaoh ant) is the source of this 2765-nucleotide messenger RNA. RefSeq names its product polyprenol reductase. Lineage: Eukaryota; Metazoa; Arthropoda; Insecta; Hymenoptera; Formicidae. The transcript has 9 exons. Gene Ontology annotation, biological process: polyprenol catabolic process; dolichol-linked oligosaccharide biosynthetic process. The record is from RefSeq and is a predicted model, not a curated record. Gene Ontology annotation, molecular function: 3-oxo-5-alpha-steroid 4-dehydrogenase activity. The coding region runs from base 743 to 1858 and encodes 371 amino acids. Gene Ontology annotation, cellular component: endoplasmic reticulum.
CGAAAUGUUGAAGAUCCACUGAUUGAAAGACCUUUUUUGUUACUUGCUGAGUGAUGUGCUGAACAAUACUUGAUAAAUGCAUUUUCUUGCAAGUAAUGAUUUAAGGGUCACAUCAAACUGGUUACUAAAAAGAAAAAACUACCUUUUUCAGUUUUUAAACUAAGUUAUUCAAGAAGUCUAGAUGUUUUAAUAUUAUGCGUAAGAAGAUCGAAUGUGUUUUGCCUUAAACUUUUAGCGUAUUAUCAUCUUAAGCUCUUUGUUCUUAAUGGUAUUAUCAAGACACUACUUACCAAAUAAUUUAUUACGUGAUAUUACGUGAUAAUCGUGAAUUGAUGCUGCUGUCUAUUCUAUUAUUGUGCAAUGGAACGGAAAACUCUUAGGGCCGGUUGUUUCAACUUCUUGGUAAACUUACCUACUAGAUGGUUUACACUUUGUCCAUGUAUUUUAUAACUGAUAUUCUUGGAGCGUCUUAUAUUUUUGCGAGCAGUCUAAAAGUGGGGAUAACCGUUGCGAAAAUUGGCCAAAAAGUGCAAACUGACCGCAACCUAAUUAGUAAUCUAUAGCAAGAAAGAAAAGCAUGAUCUGAAUUGUACAUAAAAGUUGGACAUCCAAUCUAAUAAAGUGUAUAAAGGCUUUCUGAAGAGAAACCGUACUGCAGAAAUUUUAAAUACAAUUGGCGUAGACUUGUUAUCCUACAGUAUAGUCAUCUACAAUCUCAACCUUAAAGCAUAAACCACGAGAAAUGGAUAUAAAUAUUAUUCGCUAUUUUUUCAUUUUUAAUAUAAUUAAUUUCGUGUUAUUCUUGACUGAUUUUUUUGAAUCUCAUUUACCUGCAUUUAUAAAACGCAGCACUUUUUCUUAUGGCAAAUUUAAUGUAAAAAUGCCUUCUAUAAUAGCAACAAAAUUUGAAGUGCCAAAAAGAUGGUUUAGACAUUAUUACAUUUUUUCUGCACCACUAAUGACUAUUAGUCUUUAUCUAAUUUUGCGUACAUGUCUCCAUAAUGUGGAUGUACCUCAAAUUAUGUUUACAGCGCUGGACACAUCAUUAGGAACAUCAAGAAAAUUAUUAAUAUCAGCAGAAGAUACAAUUUUGGCUAUUGUUAUAUACAAUAUACAUUGUUGGAAAAGGCUAUAUGAAUCAUAUUACGUUAAUAUAUUUAGUGAUCAAAAACAGAAUAUAUAUUUUUAUAUAAUUGCAUUAAUACAUUACGUUAGUUUAACACUGAGUAUAUUAGGUGAGUCCCAAGGAUUUGUUAAAGGUUCAUGUGGGAAUAUGCACCUGCACAAAAUUACAAUAGUAAAACUAGUUUGUGUGCUUGUUUGUUUAUGGUCGAUCUAUGUGCAAUUAAAAACAAAUUUUAUUCUUGCAAAAUUACGUAAAAAUAUACAUGGUGACAUUGUAUCCCUUAAAUAUAAAAUACCAUUUGGCGGUCUGUUUAAGUAUGUAUCAAGCCCAUUAUGUUUAUGUGAGGUACUUAUAUAUAUAAUGUUGUCUGCAAUUCUUUGGCAAGCAUCUACGUAUCAUUAUGUUACGCUUUGGGUUAUAACAAAUCAGGGAUACUCUGCAUAUAUAACUCAUCAGUGGUAUAACAAAACAUUCAAAAAUUAUCCAAAAGAGAGGAAGAUUUUAAUUCCUUAUAUAUGCAUGACUGUGCUAGGUAUGUAUACACGUACCGCAAUGAUGAGACUGAAUAUUGUGAGAGCAAUACUAUCUCCUCCACGAUUCGAUAUGCGUGAUGAAGGGUAUGCGAUAAACGAAUACAAAGCAAAGGGGAAAUGGAAUUACUACGAAUGUAUUAUGUAUGUUGCAAAUUCCUCUGUUUUCAGAAGGGAGUGUACAAUGAUAAAAUUAUUAUGAAACACGAUAGGGAGGAGAGUGGUAAUCAUGCUUUUAAAAUCAAUAAGUACAGUUGUAAUGAAAUGUUUCUCUACUUAUAAAAUUAUUAUGAAACAAAAUAAGAGAGGCAAAUGCAUUGUGUUUCUAAAUAAGUGUAGACAUAAUAAGAUGUUUCCACUUGUCGAGUGGGAAAACUUUAGCAGACACGUAUCACUCUGUAUUAUUCUUCGUAAUAAUUUUAUUGACGUAUACCCCACGUGUAAAGAAAAUACAUAGAAGGUAUCAAAUGUUAUAUUGAAAGGAUAAGUAAUAGGUUCAAGAAUACGAAUGUCCAUGUAAUCUUUAUAACACAAUUUUACAUAGAAACAGAAGAAACCGAGACAUUCAGAAACGCUCUUAUAACGAUGUUAGUGCUCUGUAAUUUUCCCGUUUGUCUAAUGAACGCUAGAUAUCGCGCUAGCAUCGGGCGCUAUCUUCAUUAUAAGUGCGUUUGGAAUGUGAGUCAAAGGUUUUAAUGUUUCUAUAAAAUACAAAUAAAUACAGUGAUGUAAGAAAUUUAACAAUAUCUAUAUACAUAUAUAUAUAUAAUUUUAUAAAAAUAUUGUGCAAAUAACAUCUUAGAUAAGGAAAAUGUUAAAAAAAAAUUCUAUGAAAAAAUUCAUGUCUAUAAGAAAAUUAGAUAUCAAAAACAUAAUGCACAUAAGAUAAGUAAGUUUUUAUUUUCUAAUAUUAACCAAUUUUUCUCUCUUUACUCGCCGUUUUAAAAGAAAACAUUUAUAAUUUAUUGGAUGUUCAGAACAUGAAACGUAAAACUUUGUGGUGUUACAUGGGGCUGUUUCUGACACCGUUGAAACAUUCAUGAAUUUUUUAACAUAAAUUGAAACUGAUAAAAAAUAAAAAAGACAUUUUCUUUUAUUCGAGCACAGUC